Molecule: messenger RNA, 957 nt
Organism: Ornithodoros turicata
Lineage: Eukaryota; Metazoa; Arthropoda; Arachnida; Ixodida; Argasidae
Exons: 9
Coding region: 1-957 (318 amino acids)
Source: RefSeq, a predicted model, not a curated record
AUGAACGCUACAGUGAAGAAGUUGGAGGAGCGUUGCAGCACAGAAAUCAUGUAUCAUUCCAGCUUGAUCACUCAGGUGAAACGUGAGGAACUUGCAGAGACGUUACUCGUGUGGCCAAGAUGUUGCAUCAGGUCAAGUCGGCUCCUCAAGAACGACACCGACAGUGAGAUAGAAGCCCAUAUAAGAUCUUGGCUGCGACACGCCAAGGAACAGCUUCUGCAGACAAGCUUGCAGUGCAAUCAAAAAACUAUAUCCGAUGCCGAAGAUGUGUGCUUAAGGAAGUACGAACAGGAACAUGGCAUUAUUUCUAGAGGCCUGAUGUCCGGCAAUGACAAACGACUGUGCUGCACGUUGGACUACAAGAAGAAUUGUGUUCCAGACCAAUUAAAAGCUAAAGGAUGUGAUGAACAACUUCUUCAGAAUUAUGUUGCAAAGAUACAGCGUGAAAUAACAAACCAAUGUGCAGCAUCGAACUCGAUCUGCGACGUUGCAUCAAAGUGCCCAAACAAAACGUUAUCACUUGCACAGACUGUCUGCGAAGAAAGCUUUAUGAGGGAACACGGCCUCGUCCUUCCCCCCGAAUAUGUGAACAAAGAGGCGAACAAAUGGUACUGCUGUAUGAUGCAGUACAGCCAGAAUUGUCUUCAGGACACGCUGAAACAACAAGGAUGCGAUUCCGAAGACUUUUUGCAGGUGUUCACUCGGAAAGUUGAGACUCAAUGUGGAACGUCCAAGCCGUUCUGCUCUGCUCAGUGUAAUAACAACACGUUAUCCCAUGCCCAGUUUGCGUGCAGCGAGAGAUAUAUGCAGAUCCAUGUGCUGAAUCCUGAAAAACCGGGAGAAUUGAGCCCGGAUACUCAGAAACUUUACUGCUGGCAAAGUGCCUCAAUAGCUUUAGAUGUAGAGGGCCCCGAUGUUUACCCAUUUGCCGCAAUCCUUGAACCCGUGAAAAAAUAG